This is a messenger RNA of Biomphalaria glabrata, 503 nucleotides long. Its product is annotated as histone H2A. Bases 53 to 439 code for a protein of 128 amino acids. Gene Ontology annotation, cellular component: nucleosome. Lineage: Eukaryota; Metazoa; Mollusca; Gastropoda; Planorbidae. The transcript has a single exon. Gene Ontology annotation, molecular function: protein heterodimerization activity; DNA binding; structural constituent of chromatin. The record is from RefSeq and is a predicted model, not a curated record.
ACUCGCAUAUUUCUGUGUGCGCUUGUUUCAUCUCUACAUACAGAAUAAGAAAAUGUCCGGACGCGGUAAAGGAGGCAAAGUUAAAGGCAAGUCCAAGUCUCGUUCAUCCAGGGCUGGACUUCAGUUUCCAGUCGGUCGUAUCCACCGUCUGUUGAGAAAGGGAAACUAUGCUGAGCGUGUUGGUGCCGGCGCCCCUGUUUACCUCGCUGCAGUGCUCGAGUAUUUGGCUGCCGAAGUUCUCGAGUUGGCUGGCAACGCUGCCAGAGACAACAAGAAGACAAGAAUCAUUCCCCGUCACCUCCAGCUGGCCAUCAGAAACGACGAGGAGUUGAACAAACUUCUGUCUGGCGUCACCAUCGCUCAGGGUGGUGUCUUGCCCAACAUCCAAGCCGUACUUCUGCCCAAGAAGUCUCAAAAGACACCAGGUGGCAAGGCAUAAAUCGUCAUUCAACACCACUCCCACCCAAGUCACCCCCACCACCACACUGUCCUUUUCAGGACAA